AUGAUGAUGAUAACUUAUCAGCCUCAGAUCUCCGAUUGUCGCCAUCAAAACUACACCGUUUGGCAUCCUCAAUACGAUAACCCGUUCCCACUUCACUACUCUUCCUCCGCCCACCGCGUGCCACGGUCUGCUCCGCCGUCACUCGACUCUGCUCCUAAUCGGAAGCCGAAGCGUGCUGCGUGGAAGUCGAAGAAGUCGAAUUUCACUCAGGGAAGACAUUUCCAUAAGAGGCCGAAGACGCCGUCGGCCCCCCGGAACACCACCUCUUUCCUCAUCCGGGCAAAGAAGUCCGGCGGCAUCGUGUCUUCGUCUUCUUCCUUCUCGCCGUGGACACCGGCGGUGCUGCCUACUCCGAUUUUCUCCCCAACGAAGGAGGUGGUCGUGGAGAUGGGUAAAGAACGCUGGGGCAUUGACGGGUACGGCUCCAUGAGUGGCCUUAUCCGUUUGGUCCAUAAUGAAGAUGUUGGUGAUGAUGGACUGAGUCGGUUCGAGAUGAUAUACCCAGUUGAUGGCGGUUGUUGUGGUGUUGGUGUUGGUGGUGGUGGUGGUGGUGGUAAUGGGGUGGCGGCGAGAUUGGAGGAGGAGAACUUGUCGUUGAAGGAAAGGUUGGAUUUCGUGGAGAAGGAAUUGGAGGAGUUGAGAUGCAGAGUUCGGUGCUUGGAGAGUACAGCUGGUUAUGGCGGUAGUGACGAAGUCUGUUCAGAGAAAAGCGUCGGUGAUGGCGAUUGA
Messenger RNA from Carica papaya (papaya), 729 nucleotides. RefSeq lists its product as uncharacterized. The record is from RefSeq and is a predicted model, not a curated record. NCBI's taxonomy places the organism in Eukaryota, Viridiplantae, Streptophyta, Magnoliopsida, Brassicales, Caricaceae.